Messenger RNA from Saxophila tyrrhenica, 2070 nucleotides. RefSeq lists its product as uncharacterized. Gene Ontology annotation, biological process: long-chain fatty acid import into cell; very long-chain fatty acid metabolic process. Gene Ontology annotation, cellular component: cytoplasmic side of plasma membrane; lipid droplet; peroxisome. The transcript is spliced from 9 exons. Lineage: Eukaryota; Fungi; Ascomycota; Dothideomycetes; Mycosphaerellales; Extremaceae. Bases 1 to 2070 code for a protein of 689 amino acids. The record is from RefSeq and is a predicted model, not a curated record. Gene Ontology annotation, molecular function: very long-chain fatty acid-CoA ligase activity; long-chain fatty acid transmembrane transporter activity; long-chain fatty acid-CoA ligase activity.
AUGGUGAGGACCACCGCCGCGUUGGCCGCCAUAACCGGGACCGUGUUGGCCGGCGCUGCUCUGGACAAACGCUAUAGCAUACGCUCCGACAUUGGGCAAAUACGGUCCGCCCGCAAGCAAGCAAAGCACUGGGAACAGCUAUGCCAGGCCUUUGGGGAUGAUGACUGGUCGUUUUACCAUGUAUUGCACUUUACCUUCGGACAGAAUGAAUACGGUGAGGCUUUCCUCUUCGAAGACCGCUCAUGGACCUACGCAGAGACCCGAGCAGAGGUUGGACGACUUGCUCUUGCCUUCGAGAAGAUGGGCAUCCGCAAUCGAACUGUCGUGGCCAUGAUGAUUGACAACUCUCCUGAGUUCUAUUUUAUGUGGUGGGCAUUGUUUAAGAUCGGAGCAAUUCCUGCUCCGGUCAACACAGCAAUCACCCAGGAACCAUUUCGACACUGCGUCAAGAUCAGCGAUUCCGAGUUUCUGUUCUGCUCCUACGAGCUCUACCCUCGUGUUGCCGCAAGCAUGAAUCUUGAGCGGGUGGAUGGUGUGUUUCAAGGGCUACCAAAGCUCAAGGAGGUCUUCGUCUACGAUUACGGAGCAUAUCCGCCUUGUGCUCUUGCCGCUGAAGUUGGUGUAUUGAAGCAUAACGAUCUCGACCCCGUUCAUCCUGGCAUGGCGGAGUGGCCACCCGAGCGGCGUCCGAAAGUAGGCCAGGCGGAUACUUCACAGUAUCUCUUCACAAGUGGCACCACAGGCCUGCCCAAGGCUGCGACAUGGCCUACGGGAUAUUCACACAUGGCUGCUAGUCCUACCAGAUGGCCUUACAUGUUCGAGAAAAGAAGACGACUUUAUGCUUGCACGCCGCUAUUCCACGGUGGCGCAACAUAUGCCCUUCUACCCGCAACUGUACGAGCAGGUGGCACAAUCAUUCUCGCACGCAAGUUUUCCGUUCGCAACUUCUGGCAUGACGUCCGACGAACUAGAGCAAACAUGCUCUUCUACAUCGGCGAGAUGGUCCGAUAUCUCGUGCAGGCACCUCCAGAUCCAGUUCACCCAGAUGAAAAGAAGACCCACGGGAUGGAGAUCAUCUACGGCCUGGGUAUCGCAGCGCCAGUAUGGAAAGCAUUUCGACUUCGCUUUGGUGUGCCUUGGAUAACCGAAUACUAUUCGGCGACAGAAGGGACAUCUUCGAUCAACUACUCCAACCUUUCGAACAACGAGCCGGUUGGUAAAGUGGCACAUUGGGGACCAUUGAUGCGCAGCUCCUGGUUCGGUCAAGACACUUUCUACAUCAUCCGCAUCGACAUGGACUCCGGCGAAGUGAUACGGGACCCCAAGACUGGGCUAUGUAUUCAGGCGAAGUAUGGGGAGGUUGGAGAAGCUAUCAACAGAAUCAAGCCACCGAUGCAACGGAUACAUGACUACGUUGGUGAAGGCGGAGUCCAGGCGACUAACAAGAAGUUGCUCAAGGAUGUCUUUGCAAAGGGGGACACCUUUUGGAGAUUGGGUGAUGCUAUGUCAAUGGACAGCAAGGGGUUCGUCACCUUUGUUGAUCGCUUAGGAGAUACGUUCCGCGCGAAGGGCCAUAACAUUUCCACCACCGAAGUCGAGAUGGCCUUUCUCAACCACCCUCACAUCUCCUCCGCCAACGUGUACGCGAUACCCAUGAAUAAGUUCGGAUUGGACGGACAGAUGGGAUUGGCAGCUAUAACAUUGCAAAAGGGAGCUUCGCCGAAUGAUCCCGGUCAAAUCGAAAUUGACUCCAUACGAGGCUUGGAGCAGUACCUCACCCAAACGGCUGGACUGGCAAGCUACGCAGUGCCACGCUUUCUGCGAAUUCUGGUAGACGACGAUGGGAGUGACCCGCAAAAAAGAGAGCAGAUUGGAAUAAGUGACAGUGUGGGCAGUGAGUACGUCUCGUUGAUGCUGAAGAAGCUGAAGACUAGCUUGCGGAAAGAAGCAUUCUCGCCACCAGCGGAGAGCAGAGAUCGAAUGUACUGGAUCGAGAGGGAAGGGCAGGGCUAUGUGGCGUUGACAGACGAUGCUCGGCAGCAACUUCUCGGCGGCACAGCGAAGCUCUGA